Closterium sp. NIES-67 is the source of this 2235-nucleotide messenger RNA. The record is from the annotation of a GenBank genome assembly. Lineage: Eukaryota; Viridiplantae; Streptophyta; Zygnematophyceae; Desmidiales; Closteriaceae.
GUCUGCAGCAGCUCACCCUUCAAAGCAGACUCAACCAACACAGCACUACUAUCUUCCACCAUUUUCCCUAAAGCACGCUGGCAUUCAGGCGUCUUUCUUGUUCAGCGACCUUAUUGUCUGCUCGUCUCCAUAUCUAAGUGUCCAGUCUACUUGUGCAUUACUUCGCUACAUUACCGGUUUUCUCGCUGCCUGCUCUCAGAAAGCGAACCUGCCGUCUUAGACAGGAGCCAUGGCGCGCUGUACCCAUCGCGACCAUCGGACAGCUAUCGCGAGUCCGCCUUGUCGCGGCUAACCUUCUUGUCGCGCGAGAAUAACGUCGAGCUGUCGCUUACCCUAACCUCACAGCCAUUCCCUCACAGCCCUAACCUGGCAGAGGGCGCGCGAGAGAGAGCGAGGGAACCGCGUAGCAUCCCCAUAGCAGUCUCUAUCUCGUAGGACGCCAAUGGGAGGCUGUCUAAGCCGCCCGCACGCCGAUGACGUCGUUUCCUCUAGUGCCAACGGGAGCAAGCGGCGAGAACCAGAGAGCCUUUCCGUGAAACUGAAUCAGGGAGCCGCCGCAGAAGGCAAGGACAUUUCGCACACGCCGACGCAGCGAUCCAAGUCGCGAGAAGGGUCGGAGCACGGGCCGGUCCGAGCUGCGCGAUCGCGAGACAACUCGGAGCACGGCUCGUCAAAAGUCAAGCCCGAGUUAUUACCAGCGGACGCCGCGAACCCCACCAAGAAGGAAAACCCGGAGUACCUGCCCGGGUCGAGGCCGGGCAGCAACGACUGGGACCGGAAUAACCAGCCGUUGGAUCUGUCGGAAAUCACGGGCCGGAGCACGGCCGACGAUGACGGCGUUCCGGCGAAGGACAGUCUCAAGCAGAUGAUGCAGGAGGUGCGAUCCAGCGACAAUGCCCGCGUCGCAGCGAUCGCAGGCGACGGCAGCAUGGGGCUGGGGUUCCGGCCGCGCGGUGGUAACCCGAUGUUCGCGCAGAUGAAUAGUAGCACGCACGGCGGCGCGGGGGGGGGGAUGCCGGGCGCGACGUCGAUGCACGGCGGGGUGGCGGCGAUGGGGAGCUCGUCCAUGCACGCCGGCUACAUGGCCUCGGGCUCCAUGCACGGCGGCGGUGCCGGACGAGCAUCUGCCGUGGCCAUGCGCGCCAUGCAGGCGGCGAAGCUGCGCGCGUCCAAGACGGCGCUGGAGCGCCACAACGUGCAGAUCAUCGGCACGGGAGCAGAGCUGCUCGUGCUCUCGCACGGCUUCGGGCAGAACAAGAAUAUCUGGAGCAGCAUUUUGGGCCAGCUGGACACGAGCGUGUACAGAGUCGUGCUCUACGACCUCACAGGCGCGCUGGGCACGGACUACGACGCCUUUGACUACCAGCGCUACAGCACGCUGCACGGCUUCGCAGAGGACCUGCUGCAGCUGCUGGGCGAGCUGGGCGUCGAGGGCACGGACUGGGGCCACCAGUGCACGUUCAUAGGGCACCAGCAGAGCGGCAUGAUGGGGCUGCUGGCGUCCCUGGAGCGACCAAGUGUCUUCAAGCGCAUUAUCAUCAUGGGCUCGUCCCCCAGGAUGCUGGACGCACCGGGCUACGAGGGUGGCUUUGCGCUGAACGACCUGGACCAGGUGUUUGGCAUCAUGCAAGGCAACUUCAAGAUGUGGAGCAGGGGCUGUGCGCCCGUGCUCACAGCAGACGACGUGAAGGCGCCCCAUGUGCGCGAGUUCACGCGCCCGCUCUUCCUGCUGCGCCCCGACAUCGGGUUCAGCAACCUCAAGACCGCCUUCGCGUGCGAUGUGCGCGACAUCCUACCAAGGGUGUCAGUGCAGGUGCACCUCCUCUUUUUCGACAAGGACUCCAUCGUACCCCAGCCAGUCAUCCAAUACAUGCUCACCACCAUCCCCAACGCCUUUGCCGAAAUCCUCUCUACUACCGGCUUCAGCGAUUCGCCUACAACGGUCGCUGCGGGCAUUCAACGGCAUCUCAACAUGCCUAUUCGGGAAACAUUUGGGCUGUCGAGUCGACGCAUAUUCAACGCCAGGCAUCUACCACCGCCUAUGCCUGAGAUGGAGGAAGACACUGGGGAAAUGGAGGUGGAGAUUAUAUAGAUUUUGGAUGAUUUGUGUACAAGGCACACAAUAUAGGCAUAAUCUAGAAAAAAAAAACAUUUUGUCUUAGUUUUUCAUUGCUUGGGAUACUGUUCCUAGCGACAGCAGAAUCCUCAGCUGCUUUUACACUCGCCGUUCUUCGC